Botrytis cinerea B05.10 is the source of this 1255-nucleotide messenger RNA. RefSeq lists its product as hypothetical. Gene Ontology annotation, biological process: protein localization to kinetochore; kinetochore assembly; attachment of mitotic spindle microtubules to kinetochore. The record is from RefSeq and is a predicted model, not a curated record. Gene Ontology annotation, cellular component: kinetochore. NCBI's taxonomy places the organism in Eukaryota, Fungi, Ascomycota, Leotiomycetes, Helotiales, Sclerotiniaceae. Bases 201 to 1058 code for a protein of 285 amino acids. The transcript is spliced from 2 exons.
GUAAACAAUGCGAUGCGAUGCGACAAACACCCCUCCGAUUCAAAAUCUCCCAAGAGUAACAAAAUCAGCAAUUGCAGAGACGUUAAUCUACAAACGUAGAUCUCUACACUAUUCUACGAGAUACUGGUAUUCUUCCAAAACACUCUCGACUCAACGACCCCUAAAUCCCAUCAAACAACAACCUUCCUUCUCCUCACACCAUGGCGCAUUCACCCCAAAGCACUCUCACCACUCUCCACAAACUCCAAAAAUCCCACGAACUGAGUAUCAUCAAACUUUCCGAACCAGUUUCCGCCCCUUUAAAAUCCGGCUCUCGUACAUCCAAUGCCUCUGCCGCAGAUACUCUUGAGAAUCCUUCCCCGGCGAGUUUAGAAGCCGAUUUGGCGCAUUACAAGGAACUUUUCUCCAAACUUCGCUUUUCAUAUCUCGAACAAGUCACCAAAGAGAAAUUCAUCCGUGCCAUUGUCGGGGAUCCUCCUUUGGUAGUCGAACAUCAAGAAAAUAUCGAUUUAGAAGCUUCUCUGCUCAUCUCCAAAAGCUCUCUCAAAGCCCAAAAGGUCGAAGUCGCAGAACUGGUUGAAGAGUUGGAGAAAAGAGGUAGAGAAUUAUGUAAGAAAUAUGAACAUAUUCAGCUGCAAACAAGACAAUUGGAGGAAUUGCCGAAGAAAAUUGAGGGACUUGAGGAGAGUAUUAGGGUUUUGAAGGAAGAGAAUGGAUCGAGUGGUGAAGGGCUGGGAAAUCCAAACCUUAAAUUGGGGUUAGAUAGAACGAGGGAAUUGGUAGAGGAAAGAGAAAAGGAAAGGAGAGAAUUGGAUAGACAGUUGGAACAACUGCAAGUACUUGUCCCGAGAAAAAACAAAGAGGCGGAGAGGUUGAAUGCGGAGUUGAUACCGCUAGAAGGAAAGAGGAUGACGAGUGUAGCGGCUGCGAAAGAGGCGAAGAGGAGGAAGGAAGAGGGGGCUGGUGGGGCGGGAGAUGAUUUGGAGGAGAGAGGAAGGUGGUGGAGGGGUGUUGAGGGAGGGUUGAGAGGGAUGUUGGGGGUGGGAGAGGAAGCAUAGAGUUGGAGAUUACCUGUGUUUAAGGAGUUUCUGGGAAUUCUGGAUACUGGGAGAGGGAAAUGGAAAUGGAGUCUUAGUGUCAGGCGUUUAUGGUUAGUUGCUAGAACUAGGACUAGGUUCGCUUGGCCCAGAGAUAUCCUUUUUGUAUAUUGAUAUCCCAACGACGCAAUAAUUUGAUUUCACGUUUUUAGAAGUCA